This is a messenger RNA of Caenorhabditis bovis, 1146 nucleotides long. Lineage: Eukaryota; Metazoa; Nematoda; Chromadorea; Rhabditida; Rhabditidae. The record is from the annotation of a GenBank genome assembly.
AUGAACGAGGUUCAUAGUAAGUUUCUUGAUGACGUCUGUGAGCCAGUUUCUGUUUCCGUAUUUUCGUCAAAAUUUUCGAUUGAUAGGAAAGAAGCUGCGAAAAUAUUUGAGGAAUAUCUGAAAUCUAAAGGAAAACCUUUGUGGGCAUAUUAUAAGAUCAGCGGAUCGGUUAAGCCAAAGGAUGUGAACUUUCUCAGCUCUGGUUUAAACUUAAAUAUUUUGAAGCAUCUGAUUGUGAAAGAUGAUGAUUUAGAAAAGGCCAAGACUGCAUUUGACCAGGUGUUUUCUACUAAUAUUUAUAGCCUUCAACGAACAAAUCCGAAGGAAACAAGCAUUUUACGGAAGUCAUGGGAGAAUAAAGAAGAACGGAUUAGUUUAGUUGUUGCUCAAACAGCUCAAUCGGCUGGAAAGAAACUGUUGACUCCGAAAAAAGAACCUGGUGUGAAAGAAAUGGAGCCAAAGAAAAAGACGCCACCGCAACCAGAAAAAUCAAAAAGCGCAAAUAUUACCGCAAAUGGUAAAAACAAAGGAUCCGUAAUGAGCAUGUUUGCCAAAUCAAAGCCGAAAGAGGCGAAAAAGAGCGAACCGGAAACAACUUCAACUAAAGAAAUCAAAGAAUCAACGCGAGAUUCAUUCGAAAAAUCGCCUUCUCCCGUUUUCUCAAGGAAAAAUCGAAAGCGACCAAAAGUUGAAAUCGAUGAAGAUAUUUUUGACUCAACUUCUGAUGGUAGCACUUCACCAAAUAUGGAAGUUGAUGAGCCUGAAGAAGAUAAGAAAGUCUUAAAACGCAAACGAACGAAGCAUAUUGAAAAUGAUGAGAAUUUAUCAAUAGCAGAUUCGGCGAUAAGCAAGAGCAAAAAAAAGAAGAUCAUAGCUGAAUCUGAUGAUGAAGAAGUUGGAGAAAUACAAGAAGAUUCGAUAAAUUCGCAGAAAAGAAGAACGACAAAAAUCGAAAAGGUUGUCGAGACUUUUGUUGAUGAAGAUGGAUAUCUUGUGACAAGAGAAGUAAAUAAAACCGUUGAAGUAUCCCCAGAAAAGCUGAAAAGCCCGGAAAAGUUGAAACCAGUGCUGAAUGUUCCUGUGCCUGGUCAAUCGAAAACUGCCAAGAAAAAUGCAACAAUUACAUCAUUUUUUAAAAAGGCUUGA